Molecule: messenger RNA, 2127 nt
Organism: Linnemannia hyalina
Lineage: Eukaryota; Fungi; Mortierellomycota; Mortierellomycetes; Mortierellales; Mortierellaceae
Source: the annotation of a GenBank genome assembly
AUGUCAAACCUCCGACGCUCUCUUCAAAACAAGGCAAGCAACGGCGGUCUCUCCCCCACACGCUCCCCCGCCGUCGCCAUGGCCCCGCCCCGCAAGGUUAUCAAAGCCCUUUACGACUACGACUCCCAGCAGACCCAGGAACUCUCUUUCUCCAAGGGCGACUUUUUCCACGUCGUCGGCAACGAGGACGACGAGGACUGGUACGAGGCCUGCAACCCCAUCACAGGCGCCAGAGGCUUUGUCCCAGUCACUUACUUUCAGUCUUUGGAAAAGACUGGCACCUCCGGUCCACCUCAGAGGCGUCAAAGGAACAGCAACCAGAGCUUCGAAGACACUGGCAACGAUUCUGGCUCCUUUACCGAUCUUUCUCCUCACCAUUACCAACAACAACAGCAGCAACAACAACAUUAUCAGCACAGUCAUUCUCUCUCAAACGGUGGUGGCGCCGUUGGUGGCGUCUCCUCUGCGUCUUCAUCGGCAAUGUCUCAAAAAGGCGCCUCCUCUCCUACCCUUCCAAAGUGUCAGCCCCUGUACGGCAUUGUCUUGUACGAUUUUGGCGCCGAGAGAGCGGAUGAGCUUGACUGCAAAGUGGGCGAUGCGAUCCUGGUCAUUGCCCAAUCGAACGAGGAAUGGUAUGUCGCCAAGCCGAUUGGACGUCUGGGUGGUCCUGGGCUCAUCCCUGUGAGCUUUGUUGAGAUCCGAGAUAUGGCGACUGGAAAAGCUAUCAACGUCCCCGAGAUGCUUCGACAGACUGGAACGGCAAUCCCGCGCGUGGAAGAGUGGAAGAAGCAGACAAUGGAUUACAAAGCCAACAGUAUUCCUCUAGGACGCAUUGACGACCAGCAACAACAACAUCCACCACAUCAGCAACCUGCACCAGUUCAACAGCAAGUUCAGCAGCAACAACAGCCUUCUCAUGCCUCGGGGCUGGGCAUGCAUCCGCAACACUUUAUUCAGCAACAGCACCAACAGAGUACUGGACCAACGAUUCAGCAGCUCAAGAACAAAAUGUCUAGAGGCGACCUCAAAUCUCAACAGAGCACGAGGGACCUGGGAGUAAGGAGGAGACCCUCUCAAGAGGAUAUUGGUCGUCGUGUGGAUUCUUCCAACGGAGCAACGGCUCCACUGGGCUCUGCUCGAUCUCACCACAACGACACAUACGACGACAACAAUGGCCAUGCAGACCACCCAAGUCGCAUCAUCAACGCCUCGGUCGAGUCGUUCCACCAUGAAGACGAUCAGUAUUGGUUCACUGUUCGCGUCGAAUUGGCCUCUGGCGCGAGUCGAAACCUAUUCAGACUGUACGAGGACUUUUACGACUUCCACAUUGCCCUUCUGGAAGAGUUCCCGGUCGAAUCUGGACGAGUGGGCGACCAGCCUCGGAUCCUGCCCUUCAUGCCGAUUCCCUUGCAGGUUGUAACGGAUACUGUCUCGGCUUCUCGAAGGUCCGAUCUGGAUGGCUAUGUCCAGGACCUGUGCAAGUUGCCGUCGAGGAUUACGCUGCACCAUCUGGUGGAACAGUUAUUUGCAGUCAGGGAAGGAGAUACGGAGACACCCGCAGGCGCUGCGAAUGGAAACGCACACGGAAAUGGACAUGGAAACGGCACCUCUGUCUCUGGAGGACUCAAUUCGCCCUCAUUGGGACGGUCUGGUCCCAGCAAUGGAUCUUCACUGCCAAGCAAUGUUCGAGAACAGGAGCGACGGACCUCGCCGGCGGCCAAUGGAGGAGGAACCCGCGCGGUCUUUUCUACCAGGAAUCAGGGUCAACGCAGCUAUGGCGAUGAUUCGCCCUCGGGAGGCGUGUCGCCUAGUAUGCGUUCACAAGCACAGUUCCCUGGUUCCAAUAAUGCGCUAUCUGUAGGAGUUGGAGGGCUGAGUGGAUCUGCGUCUUCGGAAGAGAUGAUCAAGAUCAAGAUCUCGUACCACGAAGACAUUAUGGCGAUGAGGAUACCGGUGUCGAUCUCGUUCCGGUUGCUGCAACAAAAGAUCUUUGAGCGUCUGCAUUUGGAUCAUAAGGACCUUAGCUACCGAGACGACCGUGGCGAUUUUGCGACGAUCCAGAACGAUGGCGAUGUCCGAGACGCCAUUGACCGCAGUGGCGGCAAGUUGAUGAUUUAUGUUGACUAA